AAUACAUUCAAAAUUUGAAACACAGCAUGACAGCGAAUAUACUGACGUCAAAAACUUCAUAAAAAUGAAUGAGGAAGGACAAAUUCCAGAUGAGCGAACACGAAUUGACAUAUAGAAGACUUCUGCCGACGAGCCGGGUGGUCGUCUCCGUAAUGGCCUGUAUAUCCUUCGUGUCGGGUGUGACUGCCGGCUACCUUUUCAUGACCAGCUUGGCGGGAGUUUCUCAGGCGGUGAAGAUUGUAUGGACCACUGGAUCGGCCGCAUAUGCCUUGGUCUCGCUUCUGCUUAUUAUAGGAGUUUGGAAGGUGAUUAGGUGGCUGGUUUAUCCGUACAUGUGCAUGCUCCUCAUGGCCAUUGCCGUAUACACGAUGAUCCUGCAGUCGUUAUUUAAGAAUCUCCCGGCUGCCGUCUUCACAUCCGUGGCUAUCAGCUUUAUAUUCCUUGGCAUUGCUUUGCACACGACCAAAACUAUGGAAGAAAAUCGCAGAAAUGCAGCCACUUAACUUUGCAAAGUAUUAUAAAUCUGCGCGUGAAGUGUACUUUAUUUAUUUU
Molecule: messenger RNA, 552 nt
Organism: Drosophila subpulchrella
Lineage: Eukaryota; Metazoa; Arthropoda; Insecta; Diptera; Drosophilidae
Exons: 2
Coding region: 69-503 (144 amino acids)
Source: RefSeq, a predicted model, not a curated record